Cercospora beticola is the source of this 644-nucleotide messenger RNA. RefSeq lists its product as uncharacterized. NCBI's taxonomy places the organism in Eukaryota, Fungi, Ascomycota, Dothideomycetes, Mycosphaerellales, Mycosphaerellaceae. The record is from RefSeq and is a predicted model, not a curated record.
CAAAGACCCAUAAGAUUUAUCAAGAGUUCCCUUUCCUGCCUUCCACGAACACCUACACCAGCUCAACCAUGACUUCCACAAACAUCACGGGCCGCCAGCCCAGCGCCUCAGAACAGACCAUCAUCAACGAAGUCCUCUCAUUGUACCAAAUCAACCCAACUGACGAAUCAUACACCCACUACCACCCCACAGCAAUCUUCCAUGACCCGGUGUCAAUCGCCAAAGGCAAAGAAAGCAUAAUGUCUCAAUUCAACGGCAUGCCGAAAUUGUUCUCCUCUUCGACGACUCAAAAAUGUGAACUCCUUCCGAGCACAACCUCUUCCAUCGCGUCGAUCAACAACUCGGACGGGAUUCCCACAACUUCUGUUGCCGGGCCCGAAAAUGGCGGAUCAGUAAUUGUAUUGGACUUGACACAACACUACGUCUUCAAAGGGGACAAGACACCCGAGAAGACACUGAAUAGCAAAGUGACUUUGCUGUUGGACAAGGAUGGCUUUAUCAGGCAUCACGAGGAAGAAUGGGACCACGAACCGAACAAGACUGGAGAGCACAGUGGUUUCAUGGGCAAAUUGCAGGAAUGGAGGAAGAAGGUUGACGCGAAGUUGGUCGAAGCUGGCGUUAGCAGUGACCCGAAGAAGGUCUAG